Molecule: messenger RNA, 1979 nt
Organism: Solanum tuberosum (potato)
Lineage: Eukaryota; Viridiplantae; Streptophyta; Magnoliopsida; Solanales; Solanaceae
Product: gibberellin receptor GID1B-like
Exons: 2
Coding region: 450-1487 (345 amino acids)
Biological process (GO): positive regulation of gibberellic acid mediated signaling pathway; raffinose family oligosaccharide biosynthetic process; floral organ morphogenesis
Cellular component (GO): nucleus; cytoplasm
Molecular function (GO): gibberellin binding; hydrolase activity
Source: RefSeq, a predicted model, not a curated record
GGGUAAAAACAGCAUUAACAGUUAACAAACAGCUCUACCAUGAAUUGUUAAUGACUCUGUUUCUGUCUCUCUCUCUCUCAUCCCUCUUUUUCUUCUAUUUCUUCCCUAUUCUUGUCGUCUUAUUACCCCCUUUCUCUGUCUUCACCUAUUUCACUCUCUGCUUCUCUGUGUGUGUGAAUUCUCCACGCUUUAAACUUCUAAUUUUAGGGAUAAAUAGUCUCUUUCUCUUUCCCCUUCUCUUUAAUCCCCCCCACAUUUCUGCUCUGUUCUUUUCUUUGGGACACUGUUGUUGUUCUUUCUCAAGUGUUUCUCUUCUUGUUUUAGUUAAGGAAACAAAAAAUUCCAUCUUUGGACCACUCUUCUUCUCAGUAUGAACCUUGUAUUCUUCAAGAUCACUACACCCUUUUAACUUUCUUCUCCAAAGUUUCAAUCUUUAAUCACUUUUAGUCAUGGUGGACACUAAAGAGAUCAACACUAAUGAAUCUAAGAGGGUGGUUCCACUUAAUACAUGGAUACUUAUAUCCAAUUUCAAGUUAGCUUACAACAUGCUACGAAGAUCUGAUGGAACAUUUAACCGUGAUUUAGCUGAGUUUUUAGAAAGAAAAGUUCCUGCUAACUCGAUUCCAGUUGAUGGUGUCUAUUCAUUUGACGUGGUUGAUCGCUCUACCAGCUUACUUAACCGUGUUUAUAAACCUGCCCCGAAAAAUGAGUCUGAUUGGGGUAAAAUUGAUCUUGAUAAACCCCUUAGUACAACUGAGAUUGUACCUGUUAUUAUCUUCUUCCAUGGUGGAAGCUUUACUCAUUCAUCAGCUAAUAGUGCUAUUUACGACACAUUUUGUCGUCGUCUUGUUAGUAUUUGCAAGGCUGUUGUUGUAUCUGUGAAUUAUCGACGAUCACCUGAGAAUCGAUAUCCUUGUGCUUAUGAUGAUGGAUGGGCUGCUCUUAAAUGGGUAAAAUCUAGACAAUGGCUUCAAAGUGGGAAGGAUUUAAAAGUUCAUGUAUAUAUGGCUGGUGAUAGUUCAGGUGGUAAUAUAGCUCAUCAUGUUGCUGUUCAGGCAGCUGAAUCAGGGGUAGAGGUUUUUGGAAAUAUUCUUUUGCAUCCGAUGUUUGGUGGACAAAAACGAACAGAAUCAGAGAGUAGAUUGGACGGGAAAUACUUUGUGACAGUUCAAGAUAGGGAUUGGUAUUGGAGAGCUUAUUUACCAGAAGGGGAAGAUAGAGAUCAUCCAGCUUGUAAUAUCUUCGGCCCGAGAGGUAGAACUCUCGAAGGACUUAACUUUCCAAAGAGUUUAGUCGUUGUAGCGGGGUUAGACCUUGUUCAAGAUUGGCAAUUGACAUAUGUUGAAGGGUUACAGAAAUCGGGGCACGAGGUGAAUCUGUUAUAUCUAAAGCAAGCAACAAUAGGUUUCUAUUUCUUGCCUAAUAACGAUCAUUUUCGUUGCCUAAUGGAGGAGAUAACAAGCUUUAUACAUCCUAACCAUUCCUAGAAGACUUAACUACAACUACAGGCAGCCAGCUUAAAUAUAUAACAGAAGCUUGACAUCUCACUCGAUCGGGUUAUUUUUUUCCUCCCUCCUCUGUAGUGAAUAUAAUGGUGUGUAUUAGCAUUGCUUCUCAGUAUUACUUGUCAUCAACAUACUUACAUUGUUGAUAAGAGUGUUCACCCUGAUGGUUCUUGUCAUUGAUCAGCAUUUGAAGACGAUUAAGGCGUUAGCUGACGGAGUGUUGCCUGAGAAAUGUUACUUGUUGAGUUAAUAGAAGAGUAAUUUUCUGGUGAUGUCUCAGUUGUUACUACUACUAAAAAGAACUAAUUUCAGAACAUGGAUUGGAAAAUUCAUGAUGUUGUAAUCUUACUUUGUAUGUUAUUAUAGUUGUGAUUUAGAAACUAUAUAUGUAUAAGAUUUUGUUUGUUAAUUUUGUCCCAAGCAUUGAACCCCUCUUUCCCCCCUAAAAAUCAACUCAAGGUAUUUGUGCUUUUA